GUUGGGUCGUGACCUGGUUUACCAUCCCAUUCGGGUUUGGGACUUCUCCAUAGAACAGAAUAUUACGCUACUCUGCCACUGUCUCAAGCUCUGGCGAGGGUUUGAGGAGACGCUGUUCUCUCUUUUCUGCUGCUAGCAACAGACGUACGCGCAUGGCGUCCGCCGCAGUUGAGAAGACCGAAGAAGAGCUCCGUAAAGAGAUCGAAGAACUCCAUCGCCAACAACGGGAGAUUACAGAGCGGCUUCGUGAUCCGAGGGGACUUCGAAGAGGGGGUUUAGCGGGUGGUGGUCCUCGAAAUUUUGCUGCCAAUGGAGCUCGGCAACGGGGCUUUGUUCGACCAGCUGAUAGGACUGGCUUAGAAGAUCAACCUCCACCGAAACGGCGUCUAUCUUCGGCCGUUGUCAAGGUGGAGGAUGGAGAGAUCAUUGAGGAUGUCGCUGUGACAAAGGAUUUCCAGAAGGAAUCAGUUCUGGAUGGCACUAUUGAGAAUGCUGCUGCUGCAAAUCAAGGUGAUAGAACAGCGUCCAAUUUGCAGCAGCCUAGUCAGUAUAGGGGAGAUGGCAAUAGAAGAGCCGUUAAGGAUUUUGAAGCUCCAGUUACAGAGCAUGUUCCAAGGGUUUUGCCAAAGGACGUGGACCCUAGCGUGGUCAAUAGGAAUAAGAGAAUGUUGGGUCAACUUUUGGGAACAUUAGAGAAAUUUAGGAAAGAAGACAUGCAACUGUCUGGAACAGAGGCAUACAUGCGGAGGUCAAAUUCUUUGCAAAGAGCUGAGCAAAGAGCGCGUGAAGAAAGUGAAAGGUUGAGGCAACAAGAGCGUGAACAAAUUGCGGAGAAACGGAGACGAGAUCUGACACUCAGGGCACGUGUUGCUGCCAAGGCAGAAGAAAAGAAGUUGGAAUUGCUGUUUCUUCAGUGGAGUGAGCACCAUAAGAAACUAUGCAAUUAUCUAAGGACUAGGGCUGAGCCUCCUAUAUAUUACUCGUUUAGCAAACCAUUGGAGGAAGAUGCAACCUUGGUUGAGAAGCUGAGAGAACAGACAUUUUUAGAAUGGAAGGCUGCUAGGAGAGAGGAGCUGUCUGAAUAUCAGAAGCAGAUUGGAGAGCAUUAUAUUGCCAAUGUUGAGAAGGAGCUGGAGAGGUGGCAAAAUGCUAGGAAAUCAAGGACGGCAAACAAUGAUAUGUUGAACUUACAGGAAACUAUGGACAAAGAAUUGGAGAGCCAUAGGCUUGAACAUGGGCCGAAGACACGAAAGAUCCCUGGUGGGAGCAAUAAUAACGAAGAUGAGGAGGAUGUAGAAGACAUAAAUGUUGCCGAAGAUGACAUUAUGGAUGAUGUGCUAGGGGUUGAUGUGAAUGGGCGACAGGGUGAUGAAACUACAAAACCAAGUGCAGGUAAUGCAAGUACCCAUCUUGCUGAUGCUAUCGACCAGUCAUGAUUGAAGCCAUUCCAUUCAGGCUAUUCUCAUGCUAGGCCGUCUUCUGUAAUGUGUACUGGUCCCUUGCCUUUUGAUGGGGCAGUUUUAGGGCUUUUCCUCUCUCCCCUGUUAUAUCUUAAUGUUUUGCUUUGAUGAACUUUUAUCACUAUUCAUCUUCUUUUGAGGUCUUGCUUGUGCCUUAAUGGUCAGAUGAUCCUACUAUCAUUAGAGGUAAUUGGGUAUGGAUUUGUUUUGCCAUCCAACGAGUUUAUUUAAUAUGGCGGUGUUUGUAAUUAUUGCCCUAAAUAUUUUGUGACUUUUAUUUGGGAGUCUUGCGUGGCUCUUAAUUUUGGAGUAUUCUUUUUCUUU
Molecule: messenger RNA, 1784 nt
Organism: Malania oleifera
Lineage: Eukaryota; Viridiplantae; Streptophyta; Magnoliopsida; Santalales; Ximeniaceae
Exons: 10
Coding region: 153-1436 (427 amino acids)
Cellular component (GO): catalytic step 2 spliceosome
Source: RefSeq, a predicted model, not a curated record